This is a messenger RNA of Conger conger (European conger), 2863 nucleotides long. RefSeq names its product protein rapunzel-like. Bases 824 to 1999 code for a protein of 391 amino acids. The transcript is spliced from 3 exons. The record is from RefSeq and is a predicted model, not a curated record. NCBI's taxonomy places the organism in Eukaryota, Metazoa, Chordata, Actinopteri, Anguilliformes, Congridae.
GCAAGCGAAACCAGGGAAUACACGGAAUUGCGUCGCAACAGCAUUCUACACAAGAGAGAACUUGACUCCCCUGACAGAGAGCACCAAAGAUGGCGGACCAACUGCAAAAGUUCAUUGCCGAGAAGAAGGACCUGGUGGAUGCCGUGAUGGACAUGUUUGAGAAAGGCGCAGAGGUGUUGGCCAGCAUCACUGGGGAACUCUUCCCCAUCUUCUCUGUCGUGGCCCCCGUGGUGCGGCUGGCCAUGGACAACGUGGAGAGCAAGGAGGCAGAGUACAUGAAGAAGCAGUUCCAGAAGGUUCGAGAGCGGCUGGAGGUCGUCUCCGAGGAGAUCCGCCAAGUCGAACCAGGAGAUCAGGAAGAGCGGGGCGGACGUCACCUACUUUUCCGCGGAGGAGAACCUGAGCAAAUUAGUUCUGCAAGUUCAUGGACGUCCUCAAUGCAACCCACAUUUUAAACAUUAUUUACAUGUAUGCAAAUACAUUUCUUUCAGACAACUCAGGAUGAAAAAAGAAAUAUUUACUGACACACAAAUAAAAUAUCUAAUUCAGACUUAUUGUAACGAUCAAGUACAGACGGAACAAUUCACAAUGAUCAGGAGAUUAUGUAUUCAAAAGAGGAAAACAUGAGGGCAGGACUUCUAUUAAAUUCCUCCUCCUUUCUGUUAGAGUGUGUUGUUUUUCCAGCCACAUAGUCUGUUGUCAAACCACUCAAGACAAAACGUCAACAUCGAGCGGCAAGCGAAACCAGGGAAUACACGGAAUUGCGUUACUACAGCAUUCUACACAAGAGAGAACUUGACUCCCCUGAUAGAGAGCACCAAAGAUGGCGGGCAAACUGCAAAAGUUAAUUGCCGAGAAGAAGGACCAGGUGGAGACCGUGAUGAACAUGUUUGAGAAAGGCACAGAGGUGUUGGCCAGCAACGCUGGGGACCUCUUCCCCAUCUUCUCCAUCGUGGCCCCCGUGGUGCAGCUGGCCAUGGACAAUGUGGAGAGCAAGGAGGCAGAGUUCAUGAAGGAACAGUUCCAGAAGGUUCAGAAUCAGCUGGAGGUCUCCGAGGAGAUCCGCCAAGUCGACCAGGAGAUCAAGAACAGCAGGGUGGACGCCGCCUACCUUUACGCGGAGAGGAACCUGAGCAAUCAGUUCCGCAAGUUCAUGGACAUCCUCAACGCCAAGCCCAAGUUCCGGGAGGUCAAGAAGAAGCUGUUUCUGGAGCAAUUCUCCAGAAAUGGAGGUGACAAGAACCUGCACACCCUGUAUGAUGCUGUGAUGGGGGGGAAAUCCUCUGGGGAGUCAGUGCUGGAGAUCACCCUCAACUAUCACGAAAAGAGCCGGCGGGUCAUGGAGGACUUCUGCGCCCGUCUGAAGAACCUCUUCUGCAUCGGGCUCAUCGCCCUGGUGGGCCAGGCGGCUCUGAAGGGGGCCGGCGAGGAAGAGGAUGUCCUGAAGGACUGGGGGGAGAGGAUGAAGGAGGUCCAGGGGAAGAUGGAUGCCGUCAUCCAGGACUGCAUCAACAGUUACCCACAGCAGGCCCAGAUAGACACCCGGAAGCUGGUGAGUGAUGAUGAAGGGGCGAAGACUAGCAAAGAGCUGGCCGACUCCAUCUUGGAGGCCCUGGGGCGCAAGUAUGACUGGGUGCGCUGGUCGGUGCGGGUGUACUUGCCACCUUCAGGCAUGUUUAGCAAUAAGAAAGACUAUAACUGUGCAGUUGGGAAGAGCCAGUUCCAGGUGCAGGAGUCAGAGGGGAAGCUGGCGGUGGCGGUGUCCUACAGCGCCUCUCCCGAGCCCCUGGACAAGCCCGAGAUCCAGCAACGGCUGGCGGGGCAGAAGAAACAGACGCCGAAAGAGGUGGCGCAGAUGCUGUUCGAGCAGGUGCCCAUCUGUUCCAUCCAUGUGAUCUCCACGGACGCCAAGGACCUGGCCUUCGCCUGUAACUUCGCCGAUGAGCUCCACUUUUGGGAGGUGCACAAGAAGCUACAUGUCUGUGUGCACUCUGCCUAAGGCUGAGGCCCAUGGUGGGCCAUGUGUACGCUGGUUUUUAUGCCAGCCUCAGCUCUUGAUGAUAUAACUUGUUCAAUUAUUUGCUAAAUUCGGUCUUGUAAUUCUUUAUAUUCUGUGCUUUAAUGCUGUUAAAUGCAAAUGGUUUGAUGAGUAAUUGGAAUCAAUUAAGGCAGCAUGGGAGCUUGGGAGUGGAUGUCCUCUUUUGGUUGUCAGCUGUAAAAUCUUCAAACAAUCUUUAAAGUCUUUUGCCCAAAUGGACAGAGGGGCUAGAUCUGGAAGUAGAGCGAAAAGAUAGACCACUAGCACUCUCGGUUGUUAUCAAUACUGCAAGGCUAGUGUGGCAUGCCUAAAUUCUGGAAAACACGCUAUUUUAUAAUUGGCAGCUGCAUAAAUCACUGGCUGUGUUUUAUGUGUGUGUGUGUGUGAGAGAGAGAGAGAGAUCCACUGAAAAAGUCGAAUUGUCUGUACCUUUUUUUCUUUACAGCUGCAAAUCAUUCCUCAUCUAUUCCACUUUCAGUAUAAUACCAUUUUUUGAAUGAUUACGCCAUGUGUAUGGUGAAAUUAGCAUAAUUAUUUCCCAUUUCUAUCUUUGGAGUUGAUUUUCUCAAAACCUGAUUUUGGACGAUAUUAGGACUCAUCAUGAAACCUUGCAAGCCUUUACUCCAUAUCCAGGAGAGUAUUUUGAGCCAAUUAUUUUCUUGUUAUAAGCUUUAAGGGCAGGUACAGCAUCACAAAUUCAACACAAUCUUCUUAUUUCAGAUUAUAGAUUAUAUAAAAAAAUGUUUGAAUUUGUAAUUUUGAAUAAAGUAGUGUCACGCCCGGCUUUGCCAUGCUGGGUCUGCCUCACUCUACCCUCGCUUCACA